CACGAGAACUCAGAGAUAAACAAUACCAGGAAAGGUUUAUAUAUACAACACACCCUUGGCUAGUUAGUUUGUAUGUAGACUGUCCACAAGGCUUCACAUUAAAUAAUAUUACAUUAAAGUGUCCAUCUGACCAAGAACUACAAGCUUUCAAAGAAGCUGUUAGCAUAUAUGGGGAUAUAACAUGGCAUGCUGGACCAAUGAACAUGCAGAUAGAGAAUAUGAAUGAAAUUUUAUUAGGACUAAGUUUAAACAUUAGUAGUGAUUUGGAUGCAAUGUUUAAUUUAACAAGACAAUAUAGGACACUAAGUCAACGAGAUGUUCCGGGUAUGACACAGGCAAUAAUACCUACAUUGGUCGAGAAAGGAAUACAAGCCGUCUCUGUUGGUGUUAACCCUGGAACCAGCCCACCAGCAGUACCGAACCUUUUUAGGUGGCAGUUUGAAGAGAAAGAAGUACUAGGAACAUGGCAUGCAGGUGGAUAUCCAUUAAACCCUGGUCCAGAUCCUGCCCAUCCUGGAGGACUCUCACGAAAAGAUUGUGUGGUAGUUGAGAAUGUUACAGAUGCUUUGUGUUUCGCCUUCAGAACAGACAACAGUGGCCCCCCUGAAAAUAUUGAAGAAAUAUUAAACUACUUUGAAAUACUACGUUUACAGUUUCCAGGUGCUGAAAUUGAUGCUUCUACAUUUGAAGAUUAUAUUGAAGCAAUACAACCAAUCAAGAAUCAACUACCAGUUUUGACACAAGAAAUAGGGGAUACUUGGAUUCAAGGAAUUUCUUCAGAUCCCUAUAAGCUUACUUUCCAAAGAGCGUUUCAAACAGGACUUGAACUUUGUUUUCAUUCGAAUGAAUGUAAUUAUACAGACCCUCGGAUAAAAGAUGCAGUUAGGUUUCUUGUCAAAGUACCUGAGCAUACAUGGGGUCUUCCAAGUGUUGGAGACAACAUCAACUGGACAAAUGUUGCGUUUCAGAAAGCAUUGACAGGUUCAAACUACAGAAAUUGUGUAAUGGCAUGGCAAGAACAGCGAGAAUUCUUACACGUGGCAUUAGAUAAAUUAGGCAACCAUCCGCUUGCCGAUAUUGUAGAUUAUCUAAUGUCCGAAACUAAUCCAGUAGACCCUGACGUUGGAGAAUACCAAAUUCAGAACAUCACUUCAAUUUUAAGCAGAGACUUUGAAUGUGAACAGGGUAUGAAGAUAGGCUUCAAUAUUGAUGGAUCUUUAAGAACUUUGUAUGAUCCUUUUAACAGAGUUAAUUGGGCAUUAAAUACCUCUAACCCAAUGGGAGCUAUACUAUAUAACACGUAUAAUGAAUCAGAUUUUAAUUAUAUGUCAUCAUUGUAUAAUUACUACGGAGGGGCAGGAUAUGAUAAACCUAAUUCUACUAAGAAUGCAAAUCCAGAGUCUAAACUUUGGAAGACUAAAUUAAACAGAAUGUGGAGAUUAGAUCAAGAUUCGUGUAGAUUUGUGCUUGAACUUGUGAUGGAAAAUUCGACUGCAAAUACAUCCUAUGGCGCUCCACAGACUAUUAUAGUAGAAUACAGUGAACGACCGUCAGAUGAAACUUCUCCUGCUGGCUUUGAAGCAAGAGUUAUUUUGAAAAACAAGACACCAAGCCGUCUAGCGGAAUCAAUUUCUUACUACUUCAAUCCAACAGUACCAAAAUCCAACCCAAAGUGGUAUUUGUCAAAAGUCGGCCAUAUUGUUGAUCCUGCAAAUGUCAUUCAGAAUGGAAGUCAAUAUGUUCACGCUGUUGAUAAUGGGGCAUAUUAUAUUGACGAAUCAGGAAAUGGUCUUCAGUUAAUAACUAAAGAUGCACCGUUAGUUAUCAUAGGGACGAAAACGAAGCAUCCAUCACCAUUUCCUGUACCACUUGAACCUAUUACUGUUAAUGACAUCAAAGGCAUUGGGUUUAACAUCUACAAUAAUAUAUGGAAUACAAACUAUGUUUUGUGGUACCCGUAUGAUGACAAGAAUUUCGACAAAUCUAUACAGACACGAUAUUCAAUCGAUUUUAUGGUAAAGUAAAGCAUGGUGAACAUGGAUUAAUUAAAUUUCAAUUGACAAAAUAAAUGCUUCUGUUUUAUUCGUCAACUUCCGCCAGUAGUAUACAGUGCAACAGAAGUUUUGUCAAAAGAUGUAGUAUCAUUCAUUAUGUAUAAAUAUAUGAAUUGUAGACAUAUAAACACAUGUUAAAUGUACGCAGCAUCAAUCAAAAGUAUCAAUUAACGAAUACAAGUUUUCUCCCAUUGAAUAUAUUUUUCGUAAAGCCAUAAUCAGAGACAUUUUGCCACAUUUACACUGACGAAGUGUUUGGCGUACUCUUACAAUUAACAUUGCAAAAUAUGGUGUAAGUCGUAUCAGUCGAAGGACUGUUGAAAAUCUGGAAAGUUUAAACUUUUUAUGUAAAUAUAUUAGCCUUAAGAAAACAACCAACCAGGAAACCGGGUGCCGACAAUGAAUUUGCUACCACAAAUAGGAUACAUCGAAACGAGGAACAAGUGAUCACUAUGCUAGAGUUGACAAUAUAUUUGUUGAAUUUGUAGGUAGACUUUUUCAACAAAUUAUCGGCAUUCCUAUGGGAACUAACUGUGCGCCUUUCCUUGUCGACCUCUUCUUAUUUUUAUACAAGAAGAAAAAAGAAGCAAGACCAUUUAAUUUCACAUUCAGAUAUAUAUAUAUAUGAUGUUCUUUCCAUUAACAAUCCAGACUUUUCUGAUUUGGUUGCAUUAAUAUAUCCUCCAAAACAAGAAAUUAAAGAAACAACAGACACGGCUUCAUCCGCCUAAUUUUAAGACAUGUACCUCGAAUUUGACAAAAACGGUCAUCUCAGUACCCGAAUCUCUGACAAACGAGACGUUUUUAGUUUUGGAAUUUUCCCCACCUUAGCAGCAAUAUACCAACUUCACCUGCAUAUGAGAUAUACAUUUCACAACUCAUUCGAUAUUCAAGAGCUUGUAGCUGCUACCCAGACUUUGUAAAACGUCCAAGUGUCUAAGCAAAAAGUUGAUGCACCAGGGUUAUGUCAAAGAACGUCUCGUCCUUUUUCUUAAAAAGUUCAUCGGAAGAUACCAAGACCUUGUUUAUAUCAACUUCCGUAUCAACUUCACAAAUAAUGCAUGAUGGUCUUGAAGUAUAGAUUCUAGGUAUUGACGUUUCAUAGUGUUCUUUUUAUUGGCUUUGUACAUUUUCAACCUUUACGUUUUAGUCGUUUCUUGGUAAUAUCCUUUUGGCAUGGCUCGGUAUUUAUUAGGUAUGGCAACGAGUACUCGAGUACUCGCUCGGAAGGCCGAGUUCUCGAGUACAAUUUUAGUACUCGAAUACUCGUUUGCCUUUUAAACAUCUUGAGAUAUUUCCCCUUUCAUCUGAAGUUGUGGAUCAGAUCAUAUUUCUGAACAAGAACAAAAUUAAAGUGCCCUGCAGUGAACCCAACGCAACUGAUUAGAGACUUUUGUAACGGUGUUUGUACACGGCUAAACACUUUCACGGAUCAAUAACUCACAAUCCGUAAACUUACCUUUAAUUGUUAAUCAAGAGUUCUUUGUACACGUGAUUGGUAUGAGAUGUACAUUUAAUGUAAUAAAUGUUUAUUUUAAACUUAAUUAUUCUUUAAUUUAUAAUUAGAUACCGUUUUGUACAAGUAAGUUCAAUAUUUCGUUGACAAAUUAUGGAACAAGUCGUAAUAUCAAAAUUACUAACUCCACAGGAACAGAUGAUACAGAAUGUCGGACUUUAUUAACAUAUUGAAUGAUUGUUAUUGGCAUGUUUCUGAUUUGUCACAUGAACACACAAAAAAAUAAAUGCUAUAAUGA
Molecule: messenger RNA, 3808 nt
Organism: Mytilus californianus (California mussel)
Lineage: Eukaryota; Metazoa; Mollusca; Bivalvia; Mytilida; Mytilidae
Exons: 12
Coding region: 198-2024 (608 amino acids)
Source: RefSeq, a predicted model, not a curated record